Molecule: messenger RNA, 4476 nt
Organism: Triplophysa dalaica
Lineage: Eukaryota; Metazoa; Chordata; Actinopteri; Cypriniformes; Nemacheilidae
Product: zinc finger and SCAN domain-containing protein 20
Exons: 2
Coding region: 358-2046 (562 amino acids)
Cellular component (GO): nucleus
Source: RefSeq, a predicted model, not a curated record
CCCCAGCGUUUAUAUCGUGGAGUGAAGGCUGUGGAUCUGCGCCUGACGAUUAGCAAAUCGCCGCAAAUUAACAACGCUGUGCUUGUGAUCAAUCAUUGUGGUUAGUUGUCAAUUUUUACAACAACCAAGUUAGUGAAAGGCUUGAUUUGUUGGAGUAACGUGCAGGCUAGUUUGCUAAUGAUAAUGCUUGAGUAGCUCGUUUUGGUGGCUGCGUUCGCGAAUGUAACGUUAGUUCUUGAUUUCUGAGUAAUUAAAAUUCAUCAUCGCGUUGUGAUUGUUAAGGAUGAUCAGUUAUUGUCAAACAACAAUAAUAAAUCACAGCAAUAACCGAUAAGGUGUACGAUCUAACAAUUCGCAAUGAACUCGAAGCGCAACAACGGUGAAAAUGGGUCUGGCAGAAUCAACCAAGGCUCGGUACAAACACCAACAAACGGCCCAUCGGCAGGCGUUUCCCACCGAAAGCAAACUAUAAUAAAUAAGUCUGAGAAGGCCGAGUGCAUGCAGAGCGUCACACGGGACAAAAACAUGUCCAUCUCCACACUCAGAACUCGCCUCGGUCCCACCAUCCGAUCCACUCUGUCCUCUGCGGUGGACACCCUGCUGGUGGAGAUCGUGGCCGUGCUUUCGGAAACCCAGCGGGAGCUGUUUACCAAAGAGCAGGAAAACGAAAAACUGAAGAUUCGGCUCGAAGUUUCAGAGAGAGAGCUCAAAACGUUACAAGAGUGUCUUUGUAGCGCUCAGAAAUUAAUCGAUCAGCUGCAGGGUCCCUUCGGUAACCCGCCCAUGACGGGGCAUCACGCUUACAACACCGGUGGACCCGUGAACUCUAGCCGGUUGACACACAGGUCUGCGCCCCAGACGGAUCCACGCUGUUUUACCGGAGGUGAAGCGGAGUUGAGUGGCGCUCUUGGUGAUGCGAUACAUGGCUUUGAUUCCAGGGAAGAUUUCAAGAGUUGUCACCUCUCCAUUCAGGCAGAUGGGACUGUGACGAAUAGUUUUUAUGACCCCAUAUCCGUCCAUUCGUCUAACAUCUGCUCCGACAUGAACCGAACUGGUGAGAUGGUGGAUGACAGCAGGCGCCUCUCACACAAUAGAGCCCCAAAUCCCCCCUCACUCGCUAGCUUCUCUAUUAAAGAAGAACAGGGACUUGCAUCUGGGCAGAUGUGCGUGCGGGGAAGGGAGCCACCCACUGAAACUGAGCACUCGGCGCAGAGUUCAUGUGAUCUCGCAUUCGUCCACGUAGCAGAGGAAGGAAGUUCCAGUUCACACCAUCACCCUUCCAAAAAUACAGCACCUUCGUCCAGGCCCCUAAAUGGACCCUCUUCCGGUAGUUCACCUCCACAGGGGACAUCUGGGCUAAGAUCCACACUGAGAGAUGCCCCCAGUUUGGGUUUGUCAUCCAAGAGAAGUCCAGGGGCAGGUGUCUCAUCACCUGAGGAACCGGCUCGACGUUCCAUCGCUGAGCUGAUGGGUGAAGUGCCUGGUGAACGGCCUCACCUGUGUUUGGAGUGUGGAAAGACAUUUCGUCUGAUCUCUAGCCUGAAAAAACAUCUGAGGAUUCACACUGGAGAGAAACCGUACCCGUGCACCGUUUGUGGGCGGCGCUUCCGUGAGUCAGGGGCCCUUAAGACUCACCUCCGCAUCCACACUGGUGAAAAACCGUAUUCCUGCUCGGAGUGUGGGACGCAGUUUCGUCAUCUAGACGGCCUGCGAAAGCAUCGGCGCACACACACGGGUGAAAAACCGUAUGUGUGCAAUGUUUGUGGAAAACGCCUCAGCCGGCUGCAGCAUCUGAAGCAUCACCAGCGAAUACAUACGGGAGAGCGGCCGUGUUGCUGCCCGCUUUGCCACCGUGGCUUUAAAGAUCCGGCCAGCCUGAGGAAACAUCUUCGUGCUCAUCAAGGAGAGCCUGGAGCUGAUGAAGCGAUAGACAUGAUCAGUCUUGGAGAGGCGGAUGGAGCUUCCAUAGAUGAUGAGGAAAUGAGGUUUGGGAUGUGGGGAGAAGAGGAAGGGAAUGAGGGGGAGUCUGUCGUGGACUGUGUGUAGUUUUGGCGGAACAUAUUACAGAUAAGCAAACUCUAAUCUAAAGUCAUUUGUGCAACAAGAAAAGAUUAUGGUUUUGCAGCAAAGGGAAUUCAGCUUUGUUUAGCGGACAGUGUUUUUUCUUUGUGUGGUGUUGUGUACAACAAAAGUUAUGCCUUGGUGGGGACCAACAAAUAAUCUUCAGAUAAGGGCUUUACACACCUGAAAUCGUUAACCCAGAGUUAUUCUAAACCCCAAGUAAACAGAAUCCUGUGUUAUCUGUUUUGCGUUUCACACUGCUUAUAAUUUACCAGGGGUUAAAAGAUAACCCUGGGUAUUCAUAACCUGACGUUUCACACUGUACAGCGCUAAAACCUGGGUUAACAUUCUUAUUUGCAUCUUUGCGGUGUCAACAGUCAUGAUUGGAGAAAUAUUGCAGUGUCAUACUAACUGAAUAACAGUAUUAUGCGCUCCUUUUAAAAAACAAAUACUGUUGGAGCAGAUAGCCUUGUGGUUAUUGCUCAGACAUAUGGUGCUGUUGCGCUCCGUGCGACCAGAGUUUGAGUGCCAGGUAGUGGUCCUUUUCUGAUCCCACCCCCCCUCACCCACGUCAUUUCGUGUCCUCUCAUUGUUACUGUACUGUACAUAAAGGCAAAAAACGCCCAAAAUAAAUCUUUAAAUAAAAAAAGCAAACAGAUACCUUGUUGCAUCCACAUCUGUGACAAAAUGAUGCCUCGCAAAUCCUUUUUUGUCUGUUUUAAGCCUCCUAAGACGUAACUUACUCAAACAAAUAAAAAAGUCAAAGGAUUGUUUAUGGAAAAAUGAGGUAAGCGCAGUUUAGUUUUUGAUUGGGUGUCCGUUGCUAAGCGUCUGGUUGUAUCAUUCCUCCCCCGCUUCGUUUCACACUGCACACGUUUGAAUGGGUUAACCCUUCAAAAAUUGUGCUAACCCUUCUUCAUAAACGAACGUUUCACACUUGUAAUUUUUGAAGUGGGGUUAUCCCCGCAUUUUACCCAGGUUUAUGAAACUUGGGGUUUAGACGGAAGAUAACCUGGGGUAGCGCAGUGUGAAAAGCCCUACUUUUUCAUAUGCAGAUGCAUAUCACAGAGUUAAUCAUUUGAAUAUAUGGUUAAAUAACUUGAAAGGGAUUGAUGACUCAAGUAUUCACUUAUUUUACGUACACAUUAUCACAUCACAUAGGACUGGACAAAACAUUUUAGAUCUAGCAAGUUUUGUGUGUUUAUGCUUGUCUUUACGGAAUACUGUGAUAUAGUGCGGAGGAUUUUGAUUCUCCAAUGAGACAAACAGGGUAAGUGCUGUCAUUGGUAUAAUAAUAAUUUCAUUUUGAACUAUUGUCUUUUGCCUGUAAGAAAUAGACCUAUGUCAGACACAUUAAAGCCUGAAAUGUGGUUUUAUUGCACAGACUGAUACACAUAUAUAUAUAUACAUAAAGAUGAGUAUUUCAGAAACAAUGGUACUGUUAUAUCUGAAUGCAAGUUUGGGUUUUCAGUCUUCUUUCUCGUGUUUUGUUUUCACAGGUUACUUAUUAAGUUUAACUGUCAAUUAGAGAUUAUUUGGAACAUCAAAAUACAGGAUUUUUUUUCUAAACGUCAGAGAUAUUAAUGCUGUGGUCUUCAGUAUUAUGGAUUUAAUCAUGUGUAGACAAUAAUUUGCACAUUCAGUUUAUGUAUUAUAUAGUUGCUAAAGUUUCUUUAGUUAAAUGUAUAUAACACGCACGCACAGAAAUCAAACUUUAGAUAAGUGGUUCCCUCUACUGGAAAACAGAGGGAAAGACUAUUACUGAUAACAAUUUGAAGUUCUUUGGUUUGUUGUUCUUCUUCAGUAGUAGAGAAGCUGUUUCUGUUGGGGCUAUGACACAUGUAAUGUGGGUUGUUUUUGUGAUUACACAAGUUUUGUCCUUAAAGAUACCUUUUGUUUUUAUAUCCUGUCAAAUCUCAAUUUGUAUAGAAAUUGUAGAAUCAAUACAGCGAACUGAAAUAGAUAAAUCUUAAAAUUGGAAAACAGAAUCUGAAGGCAUGUGAAAUUGACCCAGAACAAGUGUCUUUUAUAACUGCACAAUUUAAUCUGUGUACUCUGUUUGUAUAUUGCAUUUGUUUGUGUAGCCACAUGUGAUGUUGAAUUUAGAAAUGUUACUGUUUGCAGGAAAUUUUUAUUGUAGUCCUUUUUUUAACAUCCAAAAAAGACACAACAUCACACAGUUGUCUUACACAGUUGAAAUGGAUAUCUUAUGUUUUGACUUAUAUUUAAUAAUAUAACUUUAGUGCUAGUAUUACACGAGUCUUUUGGCUGGUCUGCCACAUCGAGAGAUGGUAACAUCUCGGUCAAAUGACAGGAAGUAAUUAUUGUAAUGGUUACUUGCAGUAUAUGAGUAUAAGCUUUGAUUAAUGUAAACAUUUACUCUACAGAAUUAAAAUUCAUUACAAAAUAUCUAAA